AUGAGGCUCUAUGGCUUGCUGAUUCUGAAGCCCUACCCGAAGGGGUUUGAGAAGGACCCGGUCAUCUGCUGUAGCGCUGUCGACGUCAGCUCCUUUGGUUUCUUCCAGCGCAGCUCUGCCCGCGAGUUCAUUGUGUUUCUCUCCCGCACGGUGGCUAGGCGGGUAGCCCUCGGCGCCAAGACGCAGAUAACAGAAAAUGGGAAUGUUGUGUACGCAUAUGCGACGCUGGACGGUCUCGUGGCAAUCGCGGUGAGUGAUAUCGAGUACAACGCUCGUGUCGCCUUCACACUCCUGACGGAGUUGGUGCCGCAGUUCCAGCAGACGUUCCGUGGUAAGUACGAAUCCGUGGGGGGCAAGGCCGAUGAGUUUCUGCACUGGCCUUACCUCAACGAGACCCUGGAAAAGUAUCAGAGGCCAGAGGAGGUGGACAAGAUCCUGCGGAUCAAGCGUGACAUCGAGGACACAAAGGUGAUUAUGUACAAUGCAAUCGACCAAAUUAUCGAACGGGGGCAGAAAAUCGAUGACCUAGUGGCGCAGAGCGAGGAUCUUGGCAUGGCUAGCAAGACAUUUUACACCCAAGCGAAGCAGACAAACUCAGGGUGCUGCGCCGUACUAUGA
Messenger RNA from Leishmania braziliensis MHOM/BR/75/M2904, 618 nucleotides. Its product is annotated as putative vesicle-associated membrane protein. The coding region runs from base 1 to 618 and encodes 205 amino acids. Gene Ontology annotation, molecular function: SNAP receptor activity. Gene Ontology annotation, biological process: endoplasmic reticulum to Golgi vesicle-mediated transport. NCBI's taxonomy places the organism in Eukaryota, Euglenozoa, Kinetoplastea, Trypanosomatida, Trypanosomatidae. Gene Ontology annotation, cellular component: Golgi apparatus. The record is from RefSeq and is a predicted model, not a curated record. The transcript has a single exon.